Molecule: messenger RNA, 1005 nt
Organism: Hevea brasiliensis (rubber tree)
Lineage: Eukaryota; Viridiplantae; Streptophyta; Magnoliopsida; Malpighiales; Euphorbiaceae
Exons: 2
Coding region: 1-1005 (334 amino acids)
Molecular function (GO): catalytic activity
Source: RefSeq, a predicted model, not a curated record
AUGGAUUCAGGAUUGCCAGUUAUUUUCUUUACUGCUAUUUGUGGCAGUCUGGUGGCUUCGAUUAGAAAUUCUCUCUGGCAUAAGCUUUCGAUUUUUAAUGAUAGUAUUUCUGAUCUUUGGCUUCUUGUUGGGGACUUUAAUGCUUUGCUCUCUUCUGAGGACAGACAAGGUGGGUUGAAUAGAAGGUCAGGGAUUAGUAAUCAAUUUGUAUCUUGUUUUGCUUCAGCUGCUUUGUCUGAGCUGGUGUUUAGGGGUCCUAAAUUUACUUGGAAGCGUGGAAGCUUAUAUCAAAGAUUGGAUAGAGCUUUUUAUUAUGGACCAUGGAGUUUGAAAUUCCCUGAAGCGGAUGUUUUACGUCUUCCAUGGAUUCAUUCUAAUCAUAGGCCUCAAUUAGUUAGGCUCCAGAGUUGGUCUCCCCCGACAAUUGUUGGUUUUGCUAAUGAUUUGAAGGAAUGGAAUGGUAAAGUGUUUGGGAAUGUGUUUCAUUUUAAAAAGCAAUUACUUGCUAGGAUAGAGGGGAUUCAAAGAGUACUUGAGAAUAGGACUUCCUCUCAUUUGAUGGAAUUGGAAUGUCAACUCCGUAGAGAGCUUGAUGUUAUUCUAUAUCGUGAGGAGCUUAUCUGGUUUCAAAAGUCGAGGUCAGAAUGGAUUCAAUGGGAUGAUAAGAAUAGCUCAUAUUUUCAUCAACGAACCAUUAAAAGAAGAAAAUGUAAUAGAAUUAUUGUGUUGAAAGAUGAAGAAGGGAAUCGGUUAGAGGAGCAAGGUACUUUAAAGAAGCUUGCUAUAGAUUUCUUUUCCAAGCUUUAUUUGGAUGAUGAUAUAAAGAAUAGUUGUUACAAACUGAGGGGUCUUUUUCCUACCCUUAGUGAUGAUUGCCUUAAGGGUUUGGAUUCUUUGUUUUUGGAUAAGAAGAUCAAAGUAGCUCUCUUUGAAAUGAAGCCUUGGAAGGCUUUGGGGCCUAAUGGCCUGCAUGCUAUUUUUUUCAAAAAUCCUAGUCGUGGUUAG